Piliocolobus tephrosceles (Ugandan red Colobus) is the source of this 1833-nucleotide messenger RNA. RefSeq names its product retrotransposon Gag like 3 (gene RTL3). The record is from RefSeq and is a predicted model, not a curated record. The transcript is spliced from 2 exons. Lineage: Eukaryota; Metazoa; Chordata; Mammalia; Primates; Cercopithecidae.
CUUCCACACUUUAAAAAGCUAUGUUACUGAGGAGAGUUGGAAUGUGUUCUGGGAGUGGGUGUGUUUGCUUGAGUUCAGUGUGUGCAGAAAAGGCAAGCUUCCACAGCCAUUUACACAUUUCCCUCCUCAGCGAUGGGUACACAGACAGCCAAGCUCCUGGACUAAGUCUCUGAACGUGUAUCUGACACUUCCCCUUACUGAGCUCCGGAGGCUCCUUCUUGCUGAGCUCCGGAGGCUCCCAGUGACCUCUUGAUAAUCAGCCUUGGUGGGGCCCAAAUCCCCACCCCUUGGAAAACUCACUGAGCCUGACAUCUGCCUGUAAGCAGCUGUCAGGAACGAUCUCACAAACGCCCACCCAAUCUCUCUUGGUAGCAAACUGUCAAAUCAUGCCCAUUUCCUCAAAAGAUGGUGGAGGACUUAGCAGCCUCCUAUAUUGCUCUGAAAUUAGAGAAUGAAAUUCUGCAGGCUCAAGUGCAGCGGCUGAUGGAAGAAAAUGCUACCCUCCGGGCCCAGAUCUCAGAGCUUCAGAAGUCACAAACAGCUAAGGAGGAUGAUCUACUCCGAAAGUCCUCAGAGGCCAAGGAGCCCCAGAAGCUCCCAGAGCACACGAAUCCCCCAGCAGCCUGGGAGUCCCAAAAGACCCCAGAGUUCAAGGAGCCCCAGAAGCCACCAGAGCCACAGGAGCUUCCGCCCUGGGAACCCCCAGCAGCCUGGGAGCUCCAGGAGGCCCCAGCAUCCCCAGAGUCCCUGGAGCCUCCCGCAACUCAGGAGUCCAAGAAACCUUCAAUGAUCCAUGAGAUCCCAGCAGUCUUGGAGGGCCAGGGGUCUGCAGACACCCAGGAUUCCACAUCAGCCCAAGAGCUCGAGAAUUCAGAACCCCAGGAUCCCCCAAAUAUUGAGAAGCCCCAGGAGGCAACAAAAUGCCAGGAGACUGCAGCACAGCUAGAGUUCCUUGAGCUUCCACCUCCCCAAGAUCUUCUGGAGCCUUCAAAUGCCCAGGAAUUCCUAGAACUCUCAGCAACCCAGGAGUCCCUGGAGAGUCUAAUAGUUGUGGAGACAUUGGCAGCUCCAGAGUUUCCACAGGCCCCUAUUGGGUUAGAGGCUACAGCUUUCCCCCUGAAAUACCCUUUAACUUUCAAUGGAGACUCCCAGAAGCUUCCUGAGUUCCUGCUUCAACUGAAGAGUUACAUGAGAGUCAAAGGGCACCUGUGUACCACUGAGGCAGCUCUGGUGAGCUUUGUUGGCAAUUGCUUCUCUGAUAAGGCAGGAUGGUGGUUCCAGCUCUUACUGGAUAUCCAAAGCCCCUUACCGGGUCAAUGUGAAAGUUUCAUACAUGUGCUCCAGGAUACUUUUGAUAAUCCCGAAAACAUGGAAGAUGCCAACCAGUGUAUCUGUCAACUCUGCCAAGGGGAGGGUCAUGUAACAACCCACUUCCACCUCGUUGCUCAAGAGCUGAACUGGGAUGAAAACACUCUCUGCAUUCAAUUUCAAGAAGGGUUUGCCAGUUCUAUACGAGAUUAACUGUUUCACACAAGCCCAGCCACCCACCUAUCUGAUCUCAUCACUCAGUGCAUCAGCUUAGAAGAGAAGCUUGAUCCCAAUCCAUUAGGGAAAAGCUCCUCUGCAGAGGGAGAUGGGCCUGAGAGUCCACCAGAUGAAAACCAACCUAUGCAAGCUGCAAUGAACUGUCCACACAACAGUGAAGCUGAAUGGGCCCGUUGGUGCAAAGGCCACUUAUGGCUCUACUGUGGUUAUCCUAGUCAUUUUGCCAGAGAUUGCCCUGUCAGGUCUCAUCAAGCCCUGCAGGCAGGAAACAUUGAGGCCUGCCAGUAA